This is a messenger RNA of Anguilla rostrata (American eel), 2141 nucleotides long. It is a transcript of the gene pdxp, whose product is annotated as pyridoxal (pyridoxine, vitamin B6) phosphatase. Lineage: Eukaryota; Metazoa; Chordata; Actinopteri; Anguilliformes; Anguillidae. Bases 280 to 1209 code for a protein of 309 amino acids. The transcript is spliced from 2 exons. The record is from RefSeq and is a predicted model, not a curated record. Gene Ontology annotation, molecular function: phosphatase activity.
AGGGACGCGGAGGAGGCGUUCACAUGAAAAAUAUCGGUCUUGUGUCACAGUUCUGUGGGAGAUGGGAGGUGUAUGUAUUUCGCUACUACCUCGAGUGAGGACGUUUUCUCUGUUUCUAAUCAUUUCCACAUGGAUGUCUGGUAACCAAGGAAGGUAAAGGUAUCGGAGCUUAACUGGAACCCGCCCUUAAACAUUCUAUAACGCAGUGACGUCAUUUUGUUCGGCAUAUACUGCUAACAAGCUAGCUAGCUUGCUACAUAACCAACGCACACUGUCAGAAUGGCAGGCGCCGCGAGCAGCAAAGGUUGUCAGAAGAUCAGUGGGUCUCAAAUCAGAGAUCUGCUUGACGCCAAACGCUUCGUGCUUUUUGACUGCGAUGGGGUGAUUUGGAACGGCGAAACGGCGGUACCCGGCGCGCCAGAGGUAGUGAGUUUGUUGAAACAACAAGGCAAAGGGGUGUUUUUCGUUACCAACAAUUGCACCAGGCCUAGAGAAAACUACGUGCAGAAGUUUUCCAGAUUGGGCUUCAGUGAUGUCGUGCAGGAAGAGAUUUUUAGUUCGGCGUACUGCUCUGCAGUUUACCUGCGAGACGUGGCUAAGGUACAAGGCAAGGUCUUUGUCAUCGGGGGUAAUGGAGUGUACAAAGAGCUCCAGGACGCUGGUGUGCCUUUCGUGGAGGAAGAGGCUGGUGUAUCCGAAGAGAGCAUAUACGACUGUCCGUUAGAUUCGGAGGUCAGGGCGGUUCUGGUCGGCUACGACGAGAAAUUUAAUUUCUUGAAACUGGCUAAGGCUUGCUGCUACUUGCGGAAUGCGGACUGUCUCUUUCUGGCCACAGACCCCGACCCCUGGCAUCCGCUCAGAGGUGGAAGAGUCACACCAGGUUCCGGCAGCCUGACGGCAGCCCUGGAGACGGCCACCGACCGCAAGGCCACAGUCAUCGGCAAGCCCAGCCGCUUCAUGUUCGAGUGCAUCGCCAGCCAGUUCGGCGUGGACCCCGCCCUGGCCCUCAUGAUCGGGGACCGCCUGGAGACGGACAUCCUCUUCGGGGCCAACUGCGGGCUGGACACCAUGCUCACCCUGACGGGGGUCUCCGGGAUGGACGAAGCCGAGGGCUACAAGGACAGCGACGCCCUGGAGAAAAAGGACUUUGUGCCAGACUACGUGGUGGACACCAUCGCCGACUUCCUGGACGCGCAGGAGGAGGACUGAUGCCUCCGUCGAAGCAGGACCGACAGCCAGCGGCGAUCACACAGGCAGCCUCCUGCCACGGGCACCCUCUUCCUCCUCCUCCUCCUCCUCUAUCUCCUGUAUUUCACUGGACCUCAGUCUCUCCCCCACCCACCCCAGCAGUCACAUGAACCCUUACAUUCGUCAGUUUCAGUCACACACGUGCACGAUCCAUCUGCAGGGGCGUGGGUUCGAGAGAACGUUUGAGCACAGAGAGCGACCCUUCCAUAAGCCAACAUUCGAACGUAUUCUGUGGAAACUCAUCACUGUUUUCAUAGUCUAAUACAUUCCAACAAAAAAAAGCAGCUUUUAAAUGUCUUCAGGUCGUGUUUAGUCUUGGGGGAUUGUACAAGUGAUAAGCCUGCAGUUAAAAUCUGCUUAUCUCAAAUACAACAGCCGGUGUUGUGCUCAUUGAGACAAUCAACCAGACUAAGCGUACUAGUUGGUGAAAUCGUCUGGUGUGAUUUCUCACUGCUCUGGCCUGGAAAGUUUGGCCUCAGAGUGUUAAAAUAGCAUAGAUUAAUAUUCAUACUCAUGUGCUCCCUGCAUUACACAGACCAUAAUACACCAGAAUUCUUCUGCUGAGGCAGUCUGUGACGAGUUCGAAAAAAAAGUGAGCCUACAAUGUUUAUGACGGGUUGGACAUGCCUGUCACUCACAAUCAGCAGUUCUGUUUUAUAGGGUGAAAUUAUGCAGGCUCAGACUUCCCCUUUGGAACUGAAGCUUGUAAAAUUGAAAAAAAUAAAAAAUAAAUGUAUGAAGUCCAGUCGCCAGUCCAAGGCCAGGGCCUCCCCAAAAUAUUAUUUCCUGUUUUUCCACAUUUCACCAAAGCAUUUACAAAAACAUGAGUCUAACAGCAUCACAGAAAAAACUGCACUGCCGCUGCUUCGCACUACUGCAAGAUAUUUCUUAUU